This is a messenger RNA of Hippocampus zosterae (dwarf seahorse), 1536 nucleotides long. It is a transcript of the gene hdac8, whose product is annotated as histone deacetylase 8. Bases 138 to 1274 code for a protein of 378 amino acids. The transcript is spliced from 11 exons. Lineage: Eukaryota; Metazoa; Chordata; Actinopteri; Syngnathiformes; Syngnathidae. Gene Ontology annotation, molecular function: histone deacetylase activity. The record is from RefSeq and is a predicted model, not a curated record.
GUCGAAGUUGUCGGGGAACGUAUACAGUGUAACACCAGAAACGAGCCCGGCUUUCCGCUUGCUCUCCACUCUGUUUUUAUUUUGAUAUUUACCCUUCCCCUCAGUCUUUUCUUCACCUGACCUUUUAUCCACACAGGAUGAGUUGUGAAGGAGACGGUGAUGAUGCUAGCUCCACUAAACGUAAGGUCGCAUAUGUUUUUAGCCAGGAAUACAUUGAAACCUGUGAUUCUUUAUCCAAAGUGCCGAACCGGGCGAGCAUGGUCCACUCGUUGAUAGAAGCCUAUGGACUCCUAAAUCAAAUGAGCAUUGUGAAGCCGCGGGUGGCUACCAUAGAGGAAAUGGCCCAAUUCCACUCAGAUUUCUACCUGGAGCAUCUUCAUAAAAUAAGCCAGGACGGGGACAGCGAUGACCCGCACUCGGUUGACUACGGCCUGGGUUACGACUGUCCAAUUGUGGAGGGCAUAUUUGACUACGCAGCAACAGUAGCGGGUGGUACGCUCACAGCCGCCAAGUGCUUGCUGGACCAAAUGUGCCAUGUGGCCAUCAACUGGGCCGGCGGGUGGCACCAUGCCAAGAAGGACCAAGCGUCGGGCUUCUGCUACGUUAACGAUGCCGUUCUGGGAAUCCUCAAGCUGAGGGAGAAAUACGACCGAGUUCUUUACGUGGACGUGGACCUGCAUCACGGCGAUGGUGUGGAGGAAGCCUUCAGCUUCACAUCCAAAGUGAUGACGGUUUCCUUCCAUAAGUUCUCUCCUGGCUUUUUCCCAGGCACGGGUGAUGUCACCAAUAUUGGCUUGUGCAAAGGCCGCUGGUACACAGUUAACGUCCCCCUGGAGGACGGCAUCCAAGACGACAGAUAUUACCAAAUCUUCACCAGCGUCAUGCCAGAUGUUCGCGCUCACUUCAACCCGGACGCUGUGGUGAUGCAGCUGGGCGCCGACACCAUGGCGGGCGACCCCAUGUGCUCGUUUAACAUGACGCCGCUGGGCGUGGCCAAGUGUCUGCGGCACGUGCUGCAGUGGCGCCUGCCGACGCUGCUGCUGGGAGGAGGGGGUUACAACCUGGCCAACACGGCCCGCUGCUGGACCCACCUGACAGCAGUGCUUCUGGGACAGAAUCUCGCCUCGGAAAUACCAGAUCACGAGUUUUUUACAGAGUACGGCCCCGACUAUUCGCUAGAGAUCAGUCCAAGCUGCCGACCCGACCGCAAUGACAGCAAACACCUUGACCAGGUCAUCUCCACCAUCAAACGCAAUCUGAGGAAUGUGGUUUAAGAGGCGUCCACAUGCUGUGAAGGAGACAAUACGGAAAGCAUGCGUUUGUCAGCCUUGCGGGAGCGGGAUCCAGAAGGAUUUUAGGGAACUUUUGGUGGCCUACUACCAGAGGAAGGACUUGAUGAGGUUUUGUGCUUGUUGUACAAUGUUCACACGUUUGAAUGUGUUUCCGGAUAGAAGUCGGUACACAGUUCCCUCACUAAAUCCGCCAGGAGUUGUGAAGGAUGAUUUCAAGCCGACCUGGAGGUUUACUCUCAUUGGG